AAAGGACAUUCCCCAGAAGGGAGCUGGACAGUCCUCGACCCCGUGCUAAGUAAAGGACAGCCAGCCACGCCACUUGCUUUUGCCUAAAAUAAAUCCCCCCAAGCCCCAGGAGAUCCGUUUGCAGUUGAACUGAUUUUCCAGCAUGGACAUCAAGGAAUAUUUUGCCAGAAUUUCUUACCGAGGCUCCCAUGAUAAACCAGACCUGGAAACCCUGACGGAAAUAUUCCAGCACCACAUCCGAGCAGUUCCUUUUGAGAACCUCAGCAUUCACUGUGGGGAAAGCAUCGAGCUGGAUCUAGCAGCCACUUACAACAAGAUAGUGAGGAAGAAACGUGGGGGCUGGUGCAUGGAGAACAACCACCUCUUAUCUUGGGCCCUGAAAACCCUAGGGUACAACGUCGCCCUUCUGGGAGCAAAAGUUUAUGUCCCAGAGCAUGAUGCGUAUGCUGAUGACAUUGAUCAUCUGCUGCUAAAAGUGGUGCUUCAUGACAAAUCCUACAUUGUGGAUGGUGGUUUUGGGAUGGCCUACCAGCUAUGGCAGCCGAUGGAGCUGAUUUCAGGGAAGGACCAGCCUCAGACACCCGGCAUCUUCCGCUUCCUAGAAGAGAAUGGGACCUGGUACCUUGAGAAGGUGAAAAGGAAGCAGUAUGUUCCCAACCACAGCAACACUGCUCCUCAUAACGUGGACAAAGAAGUUUGCCGUCGAGUUUAUCUCUUCACCCUCCAGCCACUAGACAUCGAGGAGUUUAGAGCCAGAAAUCUGCACCUGCAGACUGCCCCAGACUCACUUUUUGUUACAAAGUCCAUCUGCAGCCUGCAGACAGCUGAUGGAGUCCGGGCACUCGUUGGGUGGAAACUUACUGAGAUAAAGUACAAUUAUAAGGAUAACAUGGAUCUGGUGGAAAUCAGAAUUCUUGCAGAUGAAGAAAUGGAAAAAACAUUGAAGGAGAAAUUCAAUAUAAUAUUAGAUAAGAAAUUUGUACCCAUCAAUACAAGCAGGCUGUCUCUGUUUUAACUCACUGCCUGUAUGCUAGCAUUACUUCAAUAUGCUAGCAUUACUUGCAAUUCUCCCCCUCUUCCUGACAAGAAUCUAAAGGUUAAUCUUUCUCUUUCCAUUUACCCCAGCAUAAGGCGGAACAGAUUAGCAUGAAUCGGGAAAAGCAAUUGAUUUUCACAACUGUUCCUGCAUCUCUCCUUGGUCUGGGUACAAAUAAUUUCUUCCUCACUCAAUCAAAUCACUCCCCUUCUGUUUGUGCUUAGCUGGCAACAGAUGCUGCCCGUUCCCUGCUCCAUUCAUCUCUUAAAAGCUUUUCCCUCUAACCCAGAGCAGCAGGGCAGGGAGAUGGAACAGUGUGUCCCUUUCCUUAUUACUUAGCUCUACCACCUGGAGAAAAUCACACCCACAUCUUACAUUAAUGCCAUACUAUUUUUUGAAAUGUAAUAGACAGAAAAAUAAAGACAUCCAAUGCCAUUUGCUACAAUAAGCCUGUCCUUUGUGCUCCUGCACCCCUCACACUUUCUCACACAGCAUUUCUAACACUCACCGCAGGGGCUAUUUGUGGCUUAAAACUGGUGAUGAGAAAUAUUAGGAGACAAUUCUGCCUUUUUUCAGACUUCUGUACCCUCAGCAACAUAACCAAAGCUUUCAAACUGAAAGCACCUCCUGUGGACUGUGAGCACCCAGGAGAGGACUGCUGGAAAUGCACCCUCCUCACACAAGACUGUCACUUCUAUAACAAAUAUUACUGCUUGUCAGUUAGUUUUUCCAAAAUGUAUGUAUUUGACUGCUUGUAAUGAUUCUAAUUAUAUUGAUAGAAGAAGAAAUGAUGAAUCUUAAUCAGAUACCUAAAGGCUAAGGUUUUUACAUGAGAAAUUACAAAAACGUAAUCACUUUGCCCUAUGAGAUGAUGCUUGAUGUCCCUUUAUGUACAAAUCACAAAGCAUUACAACUAUGCAUUUACAAUUAAUAAUGUAAGUCAAUUACAAUUAAAUAAAAAACAACAAGAACUGUGAAGUA
This is a messenger RNA of Meleagris gallopavo (turkey), 2017 nucleotides long. Its product is annotated as arylamine N-acetyltransferase, pineal gland isozyme NAT-3. NCBI's taxonomy places the organism in Eukaryota, Metazoa, Chordata, Aves, Galliformes, Phasianidae. The record is from RefSeq and is a predicted model, not a curated record. Gene Ontology annotation, molecular function: arylamine N-acetyltransferase activity.